AUGGCUGAACAACCUCCACUUAUCCUCUGCAUGGAAAAUGCAAAUGGUGACGAAGUGGCACUUAGAAUUGAACCAUCAGAUGACUUUCAAAGUUUUCUUAUUAAAGCUAAGUCUAUUCUCGGUUUCGAUAUUGAUUUGAACUCUAUAACCAGAAACCAGUCAGUAUCUUUGAAUGACAAUAUCUAUAGGUAUAUUUUAAAUGCUGAACAGGAUUCGCAGAGCUCAGUGAUGCAUAAUUUCGAUCAAAUGCUUGAGUCCGGUAGAGACGCAAAUGACUUAGUAUAUAUUUUUGAUGAUGGGACUCAAAUAAGAGCUUCACAAAUUCAAUUUGAUAAUGAUGAUCCACAAAUAGAUAUAACAGCUGAAAAAAUACCUUUCGUAAAGUAUGUAGAUGAUAGUGUUGACGAUUUUGAUGCAGAAAAUGAAUCUGAGAGAGAUAUCAAAAAGUUUAACAUAGUAGAAAGUCCUGUAAGUCGUUGGUCAAGUCCUAAUAACUCGAGUUCUAAAUGUAGUUUCAUCAAUAGUCUCCCUUUUAAAUUGGUAUGCAAUAAUACCUCUGUCUUUGAAGCACAAUUCACGAAAUACUUGGAAUCAAGUGUAACUAAAACUUACACGACUUUGAAUCCUGUUACUAAUAGAAAUAAAUCCCCUAGAAGUCUUAUAAAAGAAAAUUAUAAAAGCUGUGACGAAAAAUUUAAAACAGGUGACGAUUUUACUGGAUAUACUAGAGAAGAGGUUCUUAAUAUGUUUAAAGAUUCGCCGGUAGCAUCUUUACCAUAUGAAAAUUUCAGUGAGAAACGUAAGCAUGUACGGAAAAGUGAUCCUACUCGGACAGCAAAUAAGAGUUGGAAUUGCAAACCUACCUGUUAUGAAGAGGGAAUAUUGAUCGGUGAUAAUGAGAAUCAAAAUUGUUUUAUUUGCGAAAAGUUUGUUGAAAAUAAUAAUGAGAAACUGUAUCUGUUUGAUAAUGAAGAUCAAAGGCUUCAUAGAUCAUCGCCUGAAAAGCGGUCGUCAAGACAGUUAAAAAUUAUUUGCCAAAGCUGCUUAGGAGAGAAUUUUAAACCUUGCAGAAUGAAAGGGCCGAACCAAUGUUUGAAUGCUGAUGAAUGCUUGGUUAUAAGGAACAAUCUGCAGUAUAUUUUUCAAAAGACCAAUAAGAGAGAUUUCAAAUCUAAAUUUACUAGCUUAAAUGAUCAUACCAACAAAGACACAAGUGCGAAGCCAAGACAAGAAAAAGAAAAAGUUGAAUUUGUUAAAGUCGAAAUAGGUUCUGAUGGGGAAAUAGUAACGAAACCUAUUGAUAACGAUCCAAGGUCUUCUGAUGAUGUUGUAUUAGUUAAAGAUGAAGAUCGAGAUUAUUCUAGUGAUGUGGAGAUUGUUAUGACGCCAGAAAUAGAUGAUAGUAUCCUAGAUAAUUUGGAUGACGCUGACGAAGAUGUAAAAGAAUUUUUAGGGAAAUAUCAGUACGAAAACGUGAAUAGUACGGAACUGAAGUGUAGGUUCUGUGAACGCGCUUUUUCUGAUUUAACUGAAAUUAUGAAUCAUCUGGAUGAGCACAAGCACGAUGGGGAAGAAGGGAUUGUGUAUCCUUGCCCUAUAUGUGAAUACGAUGCCGCCGUAAAACUAGAAAAUGUGAAGGUCUCUGAGGUAAAAGAGGAAUCGAUUACACCACAUCUUGUGAUAAAGACAGAAGUAAAGCAAGAGGCGAUCGAUAGCAGCGAUGAAGGUAUCUGGAUAGUCCAGACCGGUGAUGAACCCGAUGACCAGUUAGAGAGUCUACUGCAGGCUGCCAAGAGAACACGUCGCAAGAAAACCAAAGAGCCUACUUCGGAUCCUCAGAUAGUAACAUGCGACGAUUGCAACGAGUCUUUCACGUCUAAAGUCAGACUGAAGUUUCACAUGCAAUUCCACUCCCCAACGAACAUGUUAACUUCAGACGGGAAGUACAAAUGUCCAGAGUGUGAGGAUUCCAAUUUUGACGAUGAAGGAGCUUUAUUCGACCACGUUCACUUUCGUCAUCAUAAGCGCCGCCGCUGGCAGUGUCCGGUGAGGAGCUGCGGGAAGACUUUCCACCUCAGGGCAACGCUAACAAAACACAGCCGUACACAUACGGACACGCGUCGCUACGUGUGUUUGACUUGUGACAAGAGAUUCCUUGACAAACAAACUUUAGAUGAACACGGAGUCACACAUUUGCAGAUUACAGGAAUAUUCAUAUUGGUUUUGAUUUUGUAUUUUGUUGAUUUUGUGCAAGUUCUCGAAUUACCCACUCUUGGUAAGUUUUUUCAUUAUUUCAAUGGAUAUUGAUGUAUUAAUGACAUAGUUUUCGUAAAUAUUUUCUUUUUGUUACAAUUCUGAUAAAUUUCUUACACCCAUUCUUCUUAUCAGCCCAAAGACGCCCUGAACAGGUGUUAGAUAUAACACGAAGGACGGAAGUGUCUUCAGUGAGCUUUAAUUUCAAUAAAUAAUAUUUUCACUCAUUCAUUCAAUCAAUCCUAAAUGUGUUAGAACCAUGCUACUAAAUCUUCGGAGUGUAUUGAGGAAUUCACAAAAGAGCUGAAGGCAGAAGUAGAGGAAGGGACGGCCCAGUUGUCGCCCACUAGUGGGCUUGUCAAGGAGCCGGAGCGGGUAGCCGAGUCCCCUAAGUUAAGCAAGCCUAUACCUCGUCAAGUGUCGAGUCCACUCUCGCGUCCAUUACUAGAGAGCUUGUCUGACGAGGCUCGUGCUCUCAUACGUGUCGUCGAGAUCGAGAAGGCUUUCCGCUGCGAAUAUUGUGAAGACGUGUUUUACUUAGAAGACGGCCUGAAUACUCAUCGCGCUAUACACAAAAACGUGAAGAAUCCCUUCACUUGUCACAUCUGUAAAGUGAGCUUCGCUACUUAUUCUAGAUGUACAACACAUAAAACUACGCACGGCUUCUAUAAGCGCCCCCUAGCGGACGCCAAGCGACAAGCGUGGCAACCCAGUUCUGGGCCUUCUGCCACUGGCAUAUUGGGCUACGGCGGAUUUCCUGUCGCCAAACACUUCCUCUGUGAGGAUUGUGGACGCUCAUACCUUCACUGGACAUAUUUACAAGUGCACCGUCGCAUGAAACACGCCAAUGACAUGUUCCUUUACAAGUGUAAUCAGUGCGACAUCACUUUUCCGAACAGGAUACCAUGCCGCGAUUGUGACGAAAUUUUGCCAAACAAAACUGCGCUUUAUAAACAUAGGAAAAAGGAACAUAGUGACAUGUCUCUAGGACUCAAUGAUAGAACAGGUAUAUCAUGGUGCGGCUCUUGCAACAAACAGCAUUCGUCUGAAGGUGAACGUUUAGAACAUCAAAAAAAUAUGCAGUCUACGGCUAUGCGCAAUCACAGGUUGAUACAUACGGGGGUCCGUGCGUGGGCUUGUACGCGGUGCCCUAAGAGGUUCCGUAUUAGAUCAGAGCUGCGUACACACGCGAGACUUAAACACCCAACGCAUCUAGUUGUCAUUGAGAUUUGCAACCGGUGCGUCGUGGUCGCGGCAUCGCUAAAAAUGUCCGCCACCCACUUAAUAUUCAUGAAGAAAGUGAUCAAACAACAGAUCAGAAUCAUUAUCCUGCAUCCAUGA
Molecule: messenger RNA, 3594 nt
Organism: Diatraea saccharalis (sugarcane borer)
Lineage: Eukaryota; Metazoa; Arthropoda; Insecta; Lepidoptera; Crambidae
Source: the annotation of a GenBank genome assembly